Plasmodium cynomolgi strain B is the source of this 926-nucleotide messenger RNA. RefSeq lists its product as hypothetical. The transcript has a single exon. The annotation marks the transcript as partial. Lineage: Eukaryota; Apicomplexa; Aconoidasida; Haemosporida; Plasmodiidae. The record is from RefSeq and is a predicted model, not a curated record.
AUGCAGGGUGGAGACAGCUGCGAGCCAACUGGGGAGGACCCCAAAAUGCACAAUGAGGCAAAUGAAACAAGGGGAGAAUACCCCAAAGGGAAUUUAAUCGAAAAACACAUGAACACUCUGCUGAAAGGGAAUUAUUUUUUUUACAUAAAGAAUUACAUUCAUCACAUCUUGAGGAACGCGGACAUUUGCAGGGAGGAUAAACCGAACGAAACAUUUUUCGAAUUUUACAGCAAUUUCAAGAAUAAAAAAAAAAAAAUUUACUUUUACAACUCCGAGGAACUGCUAAGUGACGUGUACUGCGACGUCUCGGAGGCAUCCGAUGACAGUGACUACAACUACUUUUUUGAGAAGGCCAACCAGCUGCAUGACUACGAGGGUGAAGACGGGUCGGAGGAGGGGGGAGCGGAAAAUGACAUCGUAAUGCAGGUGACUGGGCAGCAGGAGGCAGAUGCGGCUGACGAUGUGGAGAAGCCGAACGGGGACAUGUGCCUCAUCCCGAACCUGAGUAAAAAACUGAAUACUCUGCACUUUCAGAAGCGCCACUCGAUGUUGUCCCUCGACGAUGAUAAGAGUAAGCGUGAUGCGAAGGAACGUAAGUUUGCCAAGUACGCCUGCGUCCGCUGCCUAAGGGGUAGGUCUAGCGACGAGAGAGACCUUUCUAAUGCGUCUAACGCACCUGACCCCUCUGACGAGGGUAGCAACGUUUGUCUACUGCAGAUCCUCAUUUCGAACUUAACCAAGGAGGAGCUACUCUUCUGGGCGAAAAUCAAAGACUGCAUAGAGCAGUUCCUCGGGACGAUAAAAGCGGCCGUCCUUUUCAAGGGCCCAGCCAACUAUAUCGAAACACCGUAUGUAGAAAUUAUGGAUGAAAUAGAGAAGCGACAAAGGGAUGAGGAGCACAUAAAAUAUAAAAAAAAAAAAAAAAA